This is a messenger RNA of Moneuplotes crassus, 2393 nucleotides long. The record is from the annotation of a GenBank genome assembly. Lineage: Eukaryota; Ciliophora; Spirotrichea; Euplotida; Euplotidae.
AUGAGUGAAGGCGAAGGAGAAGGUGAAGAGCAGAAAAUAGAGGCUCCACCAGUCCCAGGAUAUAAAUUUUUCAUAAAUAACAUAAACUCCUACCUCGGAAGAGUUCUCUACCAGGAAUUGGAAAACUCUGAACAAAUAAAGGAUCCUAUUGAAAAGCAUAUUUUCGUGGGAACCCAGACAAAGUCAGAGCCUGAUGAAGUCCCUCAGGGUGUGGAAAAGGUUAUUGAGAAUGACUUGACCAGGUCGUUUAGAAAGCAUAUCCUCGAAAGUGAUAUUGUUAUCUAUGACCUCAUGACAUCCAACUUCGAAGAAGUUGACCAUGUCAUUAAGACAUUCAAGACUCAUGAACUUGAGCAUGAUAAGGUACUGAUCUUGGUCUCUAGUGUCAUGUCAUGGGCAAAUACUCCUCCAAAAAUUAAGAAAGUUUAUGAAGAUGGCGAGGAAGCUGAAGGAGAAGAAGACGAAGAACCUCCAGAAGAAGAGGAAGAACAAUCCGAAAAUGAGGAGGAAGCUGAAGGAGAGGAAAACCAAGAAGAAGAGGUUGAUGAAAAUGCUCCUCCUAAACCUGUUGUCCUCACAUUUAAGGAAAAGGAUUUCCAUCUCAGAGUCCCUUCGAGGAGAUUUCAAUAUUUGAAGACACUAGAAACUCUGGCUUUAUCUUCUGUUAGAGCACAGCCUAAGCUGAGAGUAUAUGUACUAUGCGCAGGUAUUUUGUAUGGAGAUGGAGAGCGAAUUCUCCAUGAUCACUUCAAGCAAUCAUGGCUUCAAGACCCAAGGAAGUUACCUUAUGUUGGAGAGGGUAAGAACCUUGUUCCAACAAUUCAUGUUAGAGACCUUGCUAGGCUAGUUAGAAAAGUGGUUGGCAACAUGCCAGAAAGUUAUUAUAUCUUCGCUCUUGAUAAAACUAAAAACCCAACUCAGAAAAGGCUAGUAAGCUCUAUUGCGAAAGGCAUGGGAACUAAAGAAACUACCAGCGUUCAAUUUGAAGAAGUAAAGAAACACGAAUGGGCAGAGUUUCUUACUCUUGAUAUCAAGAUGAGAGCCUCUGAUAUCCUCAAAGAUGAUGAGCCACCUGAAGAUGCUGAGAACCCUGAAGAAUUAGCUGAGCAGCUGAAAUUCCCUUGGCAUUGCAAGAAAGGAAUUCUAAGGAACAUGUUAAUGCUGAACAACGAAUUUAAUGAUUACAGAAAAUUGAAGCCAGUAAAGAUACUUAUUACUGGACCUCCAGCUAGUGGGAAGACCCAUUGUGCUAAGAUAUUGGCUAAGUACUACAACAUUCCUCAUAUCACAAUCCAGGAUGCUCUGAACCUAAUCCCCAAACUCAAGGGAGACUUUGCUGAAACUGUAAAUGGCUUCAUAGAUGAGAAAAAGGACGCUAUCGUCGAAGAAUUUGAAUCCAGAGAAGAUAGGAAGGAAGACGAGACUCUUAACAGAGAUGAGAUCUUCGUCAGACUUCCUGAUAAAUUCCUCUACCCACUCAUCAAGAUGAAAUUAUCUGAGAAUGCCUGUAGGAACCGAGGAUAUAUUCUUGAUGGAUACCCUAGGUCAUACACUGAUGCACAGUAUGUCUUCCUCAAGAGAGUUUUCAAAGAGACUGUAAAUGAAGAUGGAGAUGUUGAGGUUGAAGAAGCUGACGAAAAUGAUGAAAUUGAAGAAGACGCACUUGACGAUGAUGGAAAUCUUAUCCAAAAGAACUUUGAUAAGUACCAACCUGAUGAGAACCUCAUUCCUGAUUCUAUAAUCCAACUUGAUGGGCCUCAAGAGGCGAUCAGAGACAGACUCAUGAACUUGAGUGAGCAAAAAAUUGCCAACACCCAUUGGGAUAAUGAUGGACUUAUCAGAAGAACUAAAGUGUAUAGAGAUACUAACAAUUCUCCUAUUGGAGACCCUUCACUCUUGGAUUUCUUCUCAAAAUGGAAUAUCGCAAUCAUGGAAUCUAACUGAAUGGAUAAAUUGGAGAAGCUAAUAGAGAGCUACAAGAUUUUCAUUGAAAGAAAAGGAAAGCCAGUGAAUUACAUGAUUUUUGAUGAGGAAUUAGAGUCAACUAGGCUUGAGCAAUUUGAGAAAGAGAACAAAGAAAGAAAGCAGUUAGUUGCUGAUACAGCUGAAAGGGAAGAGUAUAUUGAAAGACAAUGGAGAAAGCAGAAGGAAGAUUACACUAAGAACAGAUUUGAACAUAUUAAAGAACAAGAAAGAGACUUACUUGACUCCAAAUCCCAACCUAUCAGAGCAUACCUUGUCGAUAACGUCGUCGGUAUUCUCAGCGAAGGCCUUUGCGAAGUAUGUAAGAACCAACCUGAAGACCCAGUCGACUUCCUCGCCGAGUUCCUAUUCAGAGAAUCUAAAAACGUACAGCCUAAUAACAUCAACUUUUACUAAACUGCUAUCUUCCU